Molecule: messenger RNA, 435 nt
Organism: Uncinocarpus reesii 1704
Lineage: Eukaryota; Fungi; Ascomycota; Eurotiomycetes; Onygenales; Onygenaceae
Exons: 1
Coding region: 1-435 (144 amino acids)
Source: RefSeq, a predicted model, not a curated record
AUGCUCGAUGCUACUGAAGAAGUGAAGCAAGAUCUAGUCGGCGCCGUCCCGUCAGAGGAUAUAAAUAUCGCUGGGAAGCGUGGAGACGGUCGACUCUCACCGGUUGUCGUCAUAGUAGCCUUCGUCAACUGGAACAGCCAGCUAUUUAGCGUUGUUAGCAUCAAUAGUACACAAGUUGAACGAGAUGCUAAUGAAGCGGCUGGUUUCAACAUGCUCUCAUACUUCAGAGUCGGGCCUAAUCUGGGCGUCGUUUUGACCCGUGUCCUUGGUCCUGGGCCUAGCAGGCAACGCCAUGGUCGGGUGGGGAACCGUGUUUCCGAAUCAGAGGCACGGGAGGGGAAUAAGGAGAAGAUGGUGGGAAACUCAAGUCGUCCACGCAUCCAGCAGCCUGGAAAGAGAUUUCCUCCUGGGAUGAGAAUGAGCAAGAAGAAAUGA